Molecule: messenger RNA, 1071 nt
Organism: Sporisorium graminicola
Lineage: Eukaryota; Fungi; Basidiomycota; Ustilaginomycetes; Ustilaginales; Ustilaginaceae
Exons: 1
Coding region: 1-1071 (356 amino acids)
Source: RefSeq, a predicted model, not a curated record
AUGUCUGCCGGCACCGCUCUGAGCAAGGCUGGACCCUCUGCCUCGAAGGAUAAGAACGCCAAGCGAACCAGAAAAAGGUCGAGGAACAAGAAGCGAACCACCCAAGUGGAAGACGACGACAGCAGCAGCAGCAGUAGCAGUGGUGACAGCGACGACGAAGAAGAGCCCAAGCCCAAAGCUGCACCAGUCGGAGCCCCCAAGCUGUUUUCAAAGAAGCUAGAAUCAGACUCUGAUUCCGACUCUGAUGAUGACGAGGAGGGCAAAGACGACGGAGGAGAGGGUGAUGCGAAACGAAAAAGGAAGCGCAAGCGCACCACAAAGAAGAAGACUGCAGAAGAAUCUGCUAAGGUCGCCGCAGCUCCAGCAGCUACUACCACCACCCCAACCACGCCGGCUCCAAGACCAGUGACUCUCUCUCCGAAUCAGAUCGGACCUGAUCCCAACUCGGAUCUGCGUUUGAGCGAUCAAGCCAAGCAGGCGAUCCAGUACGCCCAAGUCUACACGAAGGACAAGUCGCAAUGGAAAUUCAACAAGGCCAAACAGAAUUGGCUGCUACGAAAUGCACUCUCUGUGCCACCCGCCGACUAUGAUGCAGUUUUGGCUCGAAAGCAGGGCGAAGGCAAGGAUGCCGAAGAUGGCGCAAAGGAGGAGGACGGAGAAGAGGCGGAAGAAGGCGAGAAUUUUGUCCCCGACGACUUUGUGGCGGUUGUCACUGCCUAUCUCACAAGCGUGAUGGGUGGCGCUCGACAAAGGCUAAUCGAGUCGCUUCGGGAGGCGCUCAACGCUCCCGCGGUUCAAGUGGCGCCGAUCCAGUCCGACGCUGCUGACGAUGCCGCCAAGGUAGCCAACGCCACUAAUGAACAGAGCACCGAUGCAGCAGCAAACGGUACAGCAGCCCCCACCACCCCCACCUCCAAGUCGGUCUCAUUUGGCAACCUGGCUCUCGAGUCGGAAAGAAAGGAAGAGGCGGUUGAAGCGGCAGGACUUCCCACAGGCACUGAUCCUCGAGCUGUAGAGCUGCGCAGAACACGAGCGACACAGAUGCUUCAGCAGAUGGGCGAGGCGUUGUGA